Messenger RNA from Cynocephalus volans (Philippine flying lemur), 1314 nucleotides. It is a transcript of the gene SPATC1, whose product is annotated as spermatogenesis and centriole associated 1. Gene Ontology annotation, biological process: spermatogenesis. The record is from RefSeq and is a predicted model, not a curated record. NCBI's taxonomy places the organism in Eukaryota, Metazoa, Chordata, Mammalia, Dermoptera, Cynocephalidae. Gene Ontology annotation, molecular function: protein kinase A regulatory subunit binding. Bases 1 to 1314 code for a protein of 437 amino acids. The transcript is spliced from 5 exons. Gene Ontology annotation, cellular component: centrosome.
AUGUCUCUACUCACCAAUUACGAGGGGCUCCGGCAUCAGAUAGAGAGGCUGGUGCGGGAAAAUGAGGAGCUAAAGAAGCUGGUGCGGCUCAUUCGGGAGAACCACGAGCUCAAGGCAGCCAUCAAGACUCAGGCGGGCGACCUCGGCAUCACUGCGUUCAGCAGCGGGCUCAGCGAGGUGGCGGCAGGCUCUCCCCCGCACCAGGGUGUCUUCCUGCCCCCGUCCCCAGCAGCAGCCAACGAACCGGCCCUGGAAGAAGUGGGGAUUGUGGCUCUGACACCCCUGGCUGACAUGCUAAGCAGCCCACAGCCCAGCCCUGCACUGGGCUCCGUCGUGAGCCCCCUGACAGGCCCUCUCAACUCGCCGCUGUCAGGCCCAGAGCCUGGGACACAGAGCAGCCCACUCACCAGCCCCCUGACUGGGCCCCUGAGCAGCCACCUGUCCCUCGCGGGGGUGCCUCCUGGGGCCACACUGUCCAGCUCCCUGGGCCUGCCCUCCACCGGCCCCCUGACUCCAAGCAGCCCCCUGGCAGGCCCCCCGGCUGUGUCUCAGACUGGCCCCCUGCUCACCUCCACAGCUGCCCCUCUAGGUGUUUCUCAGAAUGUUCUGGCCAAUCCCAUGAGCAGCCCGGUGCUGUCGGAGGCCCCGAGGGUGCGGCUGGCAGAGCCGCUCCACACAGGCCGCACGGGGCCCCAUUCCUCAGCCGUGGUGGGGCCUGCUGCCACCUGCAAAGUCAAUGACGCCCGGGGUCCACGCACCACGGAAAUGCCUCGGAAAAGCAACCCGGAGUUGGAGCGGAAGCUGACCCACCGCAAGACUAGCAAGUUCCCCAACAACCCCCGAGAGUCGAAGCAGGUGGCCUGGGAUAGACUGGUGGGGGAGAUCGCCUUCCAGCUGGACCGCAGGAUCCUGUCCAGCAUCUUCCCCGAGCGCGUGCGCCUCUACGGCUUCACUGUCUCCAACAUUCCGGAGAAGAUCAUCCAGGCCUCCCUGAACCCCAGUGACCACAAGCUGGACGAGGAGCUGUGCCAGACACUCACUCAGCGCUACGUGAGCAUCAUGAACAGGCUGCAGAGCCUGGGCUACAAUGGGCGGGUGCACCCGGCGCUGACCGAGCAGCUGGUGAAUGCCUACGGCAUCCUGCGUGAGCGGCCCGAGCUGGCCGCGUCCGAGGGUUGCUCCUACACCGUGGACUUUCUGCAGCAAGUGGUGGUGGAGACCGUGCAUCCCAGUAUGCUCAGUGAUGCGCUGCUGCUGCUCUCGUGCCUCAACCAGCUGGCACACGACGAUGGCAAGCCCAUGUUCAUCUGGUGA